This is a messenger RNA of Syngnathus typhle (broad-nosed pipefish), 1865 nucleotides long. RefSeq names its product ring finger protein 144B (gene rnf144b). The transcript has 8 exons. Gene Ontology annotation, cellular component: ubiquitin ligase complex; cytoplasm; mitochondrial membrane. The record is from RefSeq and is a predicted model, not a curated record. The coding region runs from base 291 to 1232 and encodes 313 amino acids. Gene Ontology annotation, molecular function: ubiquitin protein ligase activity; ubiquitin conjugating enzyme binding; zinc ion binding. Gene Ontology annotation, biological process: ubiquitin-dependent protein catabolic process; positive regulation of proteasomal ubiquitin-dependent protein catabolic process; protein polyubiquitination. Lineage: Eukaryota; Metazoa; Chordata; Actinopteri; Syngnathiformes; Syngnathidae.
UCGUGUCUGAAUAAUCGGCAACAUCGAAAUGUUGAAACAGUGGGGAAGGGAGCGGCUUACUGCGACCGCUGUCGAAUUAUUGGGGCUGGUGGAGCGAACGAUAGCGUCAGAUGAGGAGCAACUUUGUCGAGUGAGGAGAGCCGUUUCGGUGGCAGUGUGUGGAAGAAGCAUUGCGGCUGCGGAUCUUGACACCGCUUUGGCCUCACGCAAGGCUACUCCCUUCACUCCCCGUUCCCAGAAGAGGAGCUAGAAGCAGCACGGUCAUACUUCCCCCACCACCUCACUUCAGCAUGAUCGGCACAAGUUCCACACAGAGCAGGGGGCCCGAGGAUUCAGAACCAGAACCGCAACAAUCUACCACCAUCAAUGGCGACCAUCAGUCCAGCCUUAAUGUUUUCUGCAAGCUAUGCCUCUGCGAGCACCCACCUGCACUCACCAGGGCACUGCACAGUUGCGCAUGUGUCUACUGUACAACUUGUCUGCAGCAGUAUGUUCAACUGACCAUCAAGGAGGGUGGGGGGGCACCCAUCACUUGCCCUGAUAUGGCCUGCAGAAACACUGGAGUGCUACUUGACUCUGAGAUAUCUGAAUUGGCCUCUGCUGAUCAGACUGAACUGUAUGAGCGCUUGAAGUUUGAGAGAGGAGUAAAGCUGGAUCCUAGUAAGACCUGGUGUCCGGCGCUUGAAUGCCAAGCCGUGUGCGACGUGCCGCCGAGCUCCGAAGGCCAGCCCUCCCCUGUGCCGUGUCCCACUUGUCACACCAUCUUCUGCUCCGGCUGCAGAGGACCCUGGCAGGGAAGCCAUACAUGCCCUGAGCGCCAACCCAUGAUGUCACACUUUCAUGAAAACAGCGGCGACUCCGACGCUGCCAUCAAACAGUGCCCCGUGUGUGGCAUCUACAUUGAGCGGAACCAGGGCUGCGCACAAAUGCUGUGCAAGAGCUGCAAACACACCUUCUGUUGGUACUGUCUACAGAACUUGGAUAGUGACAUUUUCCUCAGGCAUUACGAUAAAGGGCCUUGCAGAAAUAAACUCGGCCACUCCCGAGCCUCGGUGAUGUGGAACCGAACGCAGGUGGCAGGAAUAUUAGUUGGGGUAAGCAUUGUGAUGCUGAUUACCUCUCCAUUCCUCUUGCUGGCCUCCCCAUGCAUCCUGUGCUGCCUCUGCAAGCCCUGCAAAGUAAAGAAGAAGAAAAGAAAGAAGGACUUGAGUCUGCCAGACCCCUCCACAUAGCAGCUUGCCUAUUGUGCCCUGCACCAAACUCUAGCAGCUGGAGGAAUCAUGGACUCCACCAGACUGGAUAUGCUGUACAUUACUAAACCAAAUGUGGGCUUUGACAGUCAAUAAAUUCACAUAAUCAGCACCUGAAACUAUUCAGUGGGAAUAUUAUACAUGGAACUAUAAAUUACCACUGACUCAUGAGCAUUAUGCCAGAAGAGUGGUAAUCACUAGAAAGCGGCAAAUUUUGCACUCACGCAUUUCAACCCUCUUUUAGUGUUAUCACGAUGCCAAGUGAGAGGUGCUCAAAUGCCUCACUCUUACUGUGCUUGGUUCUGGCUUGCAUUUGUUUGCCUUUCUAUUAUUGUAUGCACAUACUUUGCUUAGAAUGUAGAAGUUGGUAAGUAAGGUCAAGAGGAGGAAAGAUAACUUUCCCAUGUGCACUUUAUUUUGUAGUGAAACAAGAUGGGGCUUGAAUAGUGCACAACAAUUUAAAAUAGAUGAAAUGUAAAUAUUCAUUUUUUUGCUGAUGGUUAGGUACUGCUUCGUCUAAGGAGAAUUCAUACUUUAUAUCUUAAGUAGAUCUUUUUAUUGAUGUUUCAGCAUCACCUUUUCUAAAAAUGGAAUAAAAACACUGCAUUGACUGUG